AUGGGCAUCAGUAUCUAUUCACUUGUCUCAGCCGUGAUUCUGUGCCUCAACGCAUUAGCCAUCCUCUCAGAAUCGCGAUUUCUCUCCAAGUUUGGAUUGGCCACUCCACAAGCCCUACAGGGUGGCAUUGCGCUGCAGCACGAUCCCACUUUCAAUGACAUGGUGCCAUCCUCUGUCGAUGCUGAGCUUGGCACUAGCGGGAACGGCGGUGGCCGCUCUGUCUCGUCCGUCAAGUUGCAGAUCGCCUCUUUUUUGCACUCCAUCCGCCUCCUGAUGCGCUGGCCGCUCAUCUUCGUGAACAUUACGCUAAUUGCCCUGGCACUGAUCUUCGGCUGA
Messenger RNA from Leishmania braziliensis MHOM/BR/75/M2904, 336 nucleotides. RefSeq lists its product as hypothetical. The record is from RefSeq and is a predicted model, not a curated record. The transcript has a single exon. Lineage: Eukaryota; Euglenozoa; Kinetoplastea; Trypanosomatida; Trypanosomatidae. The coding region runs from base 1 to 336 and encodes 111 amino acids. Gene Ontology annotation, cellular component: Golgi membrane; endoplasmic reticulum membrane; COPII-coated ER to Golgi transport vesicle. Gene Ontology annotation, biological process: endoplasmic reticulum to Golgi vesicle-mediated transport.